AUGCUCUCAAAAGCUAGACCACCAAAUAGAUUUGAAUACGACCUCCAAGCCGAAACCCAGUCACACUGCGAAUUACUUCAUCGAAUACAGAUAACGCAGCAGCAGCCGCGUCGAGGCGUGUCGCCACGGUGGACCACGGACGUCUCAAACGUAACGAAGAAGCGUCGGUACGGGCGGCCAUAUGAAAGAGCACUCAAGGAGUGUAACCCUUGCUUCUUCUUCCACAACAUCUGCCAAGCACCUCCUAGUGGGAGGUACAUCACCAACUUGUUUGUCAAGCGCAGCAUCUUGCAAUUCUUCUUUCAAAUGCCAGCCCUUCCUGCUGACCUGUCGCUCUGGCGUGGUGUAGAUCUAGAGACCACUGACAGACCCAUCCAGCGUGCGCCAGAGCAGAACAAUGGCCUUGAUCAAGCUCGCGAACGCAUCCGCGCACUCCAGAACAGCGCAGCCCAAACUGCAGCUCAGAACGCAGCCCAGAAUGCAGUACAUGAGGCUGCGCAAGCUGCGAUUACGCUGCGGCUGGAGGAUGCCGAGAAGCGAUUGGCUGCACAACAGGAAGAGAACGUGCACAAUAAGACGAGGCUGUCCGAGGCUCGAGAGAGUUCAGCGGGGCAACUCGCGCAAAUUCAACAUUACCAGAAGAGAAUUGAUGAACUUGAGACUGUAGAGAGAAAUCGCAUGCGGGAAGAGUCGCGACAACAGUUGGAAUUGGCUGAGAAGCUUCGUCAGAGUCAGCAGACGAUAGAGACUCUUGAAAGGACAAUUGCAGAUCACGAAUCUGCUCGCGAAAUGCAGGUCGUGCUCGCAAAGCAGCACCAAGAUCAACGAGGGAUGGCAGACGAAUUAGAGAAAUGUCGCUUGAUGAUCGCAGAAUUCGAGCGUAGGAUCUCGGAGUAUAAGUCUGAGAGUGAUAGAAGAUAUCAAUGCCGGAGCAAUGUCUCAAGGCUUCCAAGAAAGAGUUGCCGAAUUAGAGCUCGCUAGUCAACGGCAGGCCGAAGACCUAAGGAACUCCAAGGAAGUGGCCACUAUCAAGGGCAGGACCUUGGAUAUGAUACUUGCAAAGAUCAAGGAGACCAGAGAAGGAGUGGAGAAGAUGAGUACAGCCUUCUCAGGACGACUCCAGCUUGAGCCGAACUAUGAAGACGGUGAUUGCGAGACGAUCCAUUCGGAUGAACUUCAAAUUGAAGAUCUGCCUUCGGCGGAGGCGCAAUUUGAUGAGAUUGAGGACCUGAAAAAGUCGAUCGCCAAGUUCAUUGCUCUCUAUAGCCAGAACAGCCUAGCGCAUGAUGAAAAUGCUCGCGUGAAGAUUCUCGAGUGGCAGAAGCUGGUCCCGG
Messenger RNA from Amorphotheca resinae ATCC 22711, 1334 nucleotides. RefSeq lists its product as hypothetical. Lineage: Eukaryota; Fungi; Ascomycota; Leotiomycetes; Helotiales; Amorphothecaceae. The record is from RefSeq and is a predicted model, not a curated record. The transcript is spliced from 2 exons. Bases 1 to 981 code for a protein of 326 amino acids.